This is a messenger RNA of Pieris rapae (cabbage white), 4882 nucleotides long. Its product is annotated as mucin-17. Lineage: Eukaryota; Metazoa; Arthropoda; Insecta; Lepidoptera; Pieridae. The transcript has 2 exons. The coding region runs from base 129 to 4493 and encodes 1454 amino acids. The record is from RefSeq and is a predicted model, not a curated record. Gene Ontology annotation, cellular component: extracellular region. Gene Ontology annotation, molecular function: chitin binding.
CUUGACGAUUCACAUUAUCUUAGUUCAACAUGCGAGGUAGACAUUUGACGGAAAGUCUGCAGACGAAACGACGUUAUAAACAACUGAGUGUUUAAUAGUGCAAGUUUUAUAACGAUAACAAUGUGGCCAUGGCUUUCAAAGAAAAGGAAAUUAAAAAAUCGUGUGUGCUCUUGUUUUUGGCAAUGUUUAUUAACCAAGUGACGUUUAUCAAUGCCAGAAAUUCUGAUUGCAGAGGAAAAGCUUUCUACUGCCUCAACUCAACUCACUUUAUGAUAUGCCUGGAUUUAGGCGACGGUGUCUCAACAACUGUGGAAGAUUUUAUAAUACCAUGCCCACCGCCUACAAUGUGUUUAGAAACUAAUGAUUUUGAAUGCGAAUAUCACACAACGACUACUUUGAAACCAAUUUUGCAGAGUGAAGGGCCUGUAACUGAAUUAAAUUCACAAACAUGGCGAGGUGACAGUGAUUAUACGACGUUUUUACCUUUUUUGUAUAAUAAAGAGGAUUCUGUAAAAUCAGAAAAAUAUUACGAUAUAUUAGAUGAUCCGUUGACAACAAGAAAAACAAUACCUGAAACAUCGACUCAUCAAGAAUCCACAACUGAAACAAAAAUAAACGAAGAAAUGAAUACAGAGAGAAUGACAUUUACACCAGAAGAGACGAGUACUCUACCUCCAACUGUUUAUACUAUAACAGAAGAUGUAACUAUAUCUAGUCACAAGGUAAAAGUAGUAAACAAUGCAGUAUCAGACGGAUAUGAUCAUCAUUUUGAUACUGUAAGUUCAAAUACUGUUUCAGAAAGUACUACACAAUCGACAACGCAAAAUGAUGAAACACAACCUACAACUGGCUAUAUCGAUGAACAUAUUUCCAGCAAUAAUAUCAUAAUUACUAAAGAAGAACCUCCAAUACUUGGUUUUUAUACAUAUAAAGAAGAAGCCACUACAUAUGCACCUCUAAAUUUCGAGUUUUGGGCAGAUGGGAAUACCCUAACAACAAAUUUUGCAUCAGAUAAGAUUAUAACAACAGUGCAAGAGUCAAAACACGAGGAAAUUAAAAGAACAACUAACAGCGAAAUAACUGCUUUAACUACAGAGAUAGAGGAAUAUUUGAUUACUUAUUCAGAUUAUGUAGAUACAUUAAGUCCCAUAACAGAAUUGAAGGAGGCAGGGGAGAUGCCCAACGAAGUAACUUCCAUUAAAAAUACUAAUUAUGAAAUAACUACAGAGAUCAACAAUUACAUAAAUAAUUAUAAAUUUGACACGACGACACCAUUAAUAACACCCCAACUACUAGUGACCAACAUUAAUGAUGCUUCAAAUUUACAGGACUAUAUCAAUAGUAAUUCAAUAACAAAAGUACCACAAGAAGAUACUACAACAAAUUAUGGAAAAACUGAAGACACUGAAAUAAAUUACAGCAAUAUUAUCGAUACCAAUAUAAAUUAUCCAACAACUACAGAUGUACACGAAUAUAUAAAUACUAUAGUUAGUACAACUGAACAAAAUAUAAUCAAUGAAGAAUAUGAGGCAAAAUACUUUCGAAAGUUAACGACAACAAUAGACAAAAGUUCUACAGAGAUAGAGAAAUAUUUGAAUACUUAUUCAGAUUAUGUAGAUACAUUAAGUCCAAUAACAGAAUUGAAGGAGGCAGGGGAGAUGCCUAGCGAAGUAACUAUCAUUAAAAAUACUAAUUAUGAAAUAACUACAGAGUUCAACAAUUACAUAAAUAAUUAUAAAUUUGACACGACGAUACCAUUAAUAACACCCCAACGGGAUAAUAUGAUAGAUAAAGAUGUACUAGUGACAAAUAUUAGUGAUUCUUCAAAUUUACAGGACUAUAUCAAUAAUAAUUCAAUAACAAAAGUACCAGAAGAAGAUACUACAACGAAUUAUAGAAAAACUGAAGAGACUUUAAUUAAUCACAGCAAUAUUAUCGAUACCGAUAUAAAUUAUCCAACAACUACAGAUGUACACGAAUAUAUAAAUACUAUAGUUAGUACAACUGAACAAAAUAUAAAUAACGAAGAAUAUGAGGCAAAAUAUUUUCCAAAGUUUACGACAACAAUAGACAAAAGUGUUAUUAAAGGCAUUAAAUAUAUGACAACCCCAUAUGUUUCACAAAUAUUUAAUAGCGAUGUUAAUCAAAUAACAUAUAAGAAUGAAGAAAAUACAUACCAUUCAAGUCGCUUUUCACCAAAAGCAAAUAUCAAUGUUGUAUUAAAAAAUACUCAGGAUAUCACAACCAGUACUGACGUAUCACAUUUGGAUUUAAACGUGAAUGAAAUGUCAUUUCAAACCGAUAAAAAAUACUCGGAGAUACAACAAACAACUUCAAAAGUUCCAGUUACAGGUAAUAUAAUGCAAGAUAAUACAACUCCUUAUUAUUAUAAAGGAACGAUUCCUUACGUUGAGCAACAAUCCCUAUUCAGUAUUGAAAAUGUAACUGUAUUGAAUGACAUUGUUUCAUCUUCGACAAAGGAUGAUUUUAUAGAAAUAAAUUUAAAAUCAACUCAUCCAUUAGAUUAUCAAAUAUCCACCGAUAGUUCAAUCUUAUCGCCAAUCGAAGCUCCGCCCGUUAUUAAAGAAAAUUUCUCAGCCCUAGAUAAUGUAACUCAAUUCAAAACAAAUGGUACAGUUUUGACUGAAAGAUAUAACGACCACAGUACAAAACAGAGCAACUAUAAAAAUCAAGGCAAAACAAAUGCGAAUACUACUCCCACACCAUCGUAUGGCCCUACUGGUUCAUCACCAGCUUAUGACUAUAAAACUAAUAUAAAGAUAACAUUGCCUGAUUUUAUGAAUCCAAAAACAACCUCAACAGAAUUAAAAACUGAUUUGAAAACUAUGGACACUUAUAUUAAUGAAACUACAGUCAGUGAACAAAGAAACACACAUGUGCAUACUUUCCCUAGCGAAUUUACGACUUCACCGUGGUUAAAGAAUCCUGAAAGUAAUAACAAGCAAUAUGAAGUUACAAAGGAGAUGAAUGUGACAUAUCACGAUAAAAGCCCCGAUACUGCCUCUACCACACCAUCAAUAUUUGAUCUAAAUAACUUAGAAAAAGUAACAAUAGAUGAUAAGAACAAUUUACAGAAAACUGUAAAAGAACCCUCAUCUGAAAUGAAAUCAACACUAUCUAUUUCACAAGGUGGAGCGAGUAUAUACAAUUUAUUAACAUCUGUAAAUGACAAGUUUAUUACUUCAAAUGUGAAUGCUACUGAAAGUUAUGCGCCUAGUAAUUUUCAAGAUAACGAAAUCACAGAAAGUGUAAAUUAUAUACAAGAAUCAAUUACAACAAAUGCGGCAAAUAAUGAUGAUAUACACUCCUCUUUUGUUGGAACUACUUACCCAAUGGUUAAUACAUUGCCAGAUAAAAUUCCAGAUAUAACAACUGAAACAAUUCAGAAGUUAACAACGGGAGUGCUCCCAGUUCCAAUAAUUGCGAUAAUUAAUGGCACUAAGACAGUUGUUAUAUACUCUGAAGCUUCAAAAAUUGAAGGUGCAGGCUAUACGAAUAAAUCACCUGCUAUGGAAGUUAAUAAUACUAACGCUACAAGAAAUACAACAGUACUAGUAAGACACAGUUUGAAAACGCAGAAUUUAUCGCAGCUCAGUAGCGAAGUACCCGUAAUAUCAAAUGCGUCAUAUAUAAAUAACGUUGAGAAAAUUAAAUCACCACCUAUUGCAUUGGCUAAUAAUAUAACUUCAGAUAGACAUGAAACUAUAGGAGAAAAGCAAAGCGUUUUACCAAAUGUACAAGAUAAAAAAGAAACCGUCUCAGUACAGAUUACUCAGCCUUGCAACAAAACCACACCUGAUACUACAAACAAUAACAAAAUAUCACAUACCAUUACUCCAGAAAUAUUAAAUUUUACUUGUUUGAAUCGAUACAGCGGUAAAUAUCCAGAUAAAAACAACUGCCAAACUUUCUACAUGUGUAUUGGAACAAUGAGUCCUAUAGUUGGCCAAUGCCCUCAAAAUUCCGUAUUCAGUGACAUCCUAAACCAGUGCACUCGAAAUUUAUCACAUUGCGUAAGAAACAACGAGUUUCAAUGUGUUUCCACAGGAAGGUUCAGUGAUCUUUGGAGUAGAGACACUUAUUAUAUUUGUGUGAGACACAAAAGUAAGUUUGUAAGGUUUAAGCUAAGGUGCCAAAAAGGAUACUUUUUAAAUAAAACGUCCAUAACAUGUGUUGAAGAUCCUGUUAUUGAGAAGCAGUCAUUUACAUUAGAAUCUUAUUCAACUUCAAGUAGUAGUAGUAGCGCGGAUUCUAAAUCGGGGCAAAUUGAAAACAAGACUACGGAUGUUGAAUUUAAAUGCGAAAAAGAGGGGGUUUUCCCAGAUCCUAACCACUGUAGGAAAUACUACGUUUGUAAAAAAAUGUCAAAAUCAAAAAUUCGACUAAAGAAGAAAAAAUGCGAUUCAGAUGAGGUUUUUAAUGAUAAAAAGAAAAAAUGUGUCGAUGAAGAUAGCUAUGAAUGUGAAACGUAAGUGUACACAGCUCGUUAAUCUUUUAUUUAUUGUAGUUUUUUAUUUUUACAUUUGAUGUAAUCAAUAUACUACGUUAUAUUUGUUAAAUGUGUAUGAUUUGUAUUUGAAUCUCUUUUAAGAAGUAUGAGCGCAUAUCCAAAGUGAAUGUUAAUAAAAUAAUUAGUCUAAGAUCCGGGAUUAGAAAAAUAUACCUUCAUCUGUUAUUUAGACAAAAUAAUUUUUUAUAAGCUGAUUUCAAUAUCAUGAACUUAUAAAAACAACCUCUGCCAUCAUAAGCCUGCUGCAAUUAAUAGUAAUUAAUUAAUUAACAACUAAUUUAUUUUUAAUUUUUACUUUCUCAUGUUAGUUACAUGUAGUAAGUUAAAACCGUCAAUAUUUUAUAUUAUAUA